AUGUCCAUGCAGCUGCUCUCUGUCGACGUGGACGAGCAAUUGACUGUGAACCCCGAGGCAGUUCGGUUCCUCAACGAAAGCUACGACGCGCUGACCGUCCUCUCCUUUCACGGCACCAAGAACUCUGGCAAGUCGGCACUGCUUCGUGAAAUCCUCCAAGCGAGUGAACCAACCGAGGGUGAACAGUCCGAUGGUGCCACGCAUCCUGCAGAUGUCGCGGCGCCGCCUGCAGACAUUUCCGGGGUGUGGAUGUAUGUUCAGGAGACGACAUAUGCUCAUGCCAAGCGGGUCGUCUACCUAGACGUCCAGUGUUACGGGGACAACGAAGGCCUUGACGCGCGUUUGUUCGGCAUCGUGUCUUUUCUCAGCAGCAACGUGAUUCAUGGCUCCGUGGGGCACAUCAACGAGCAUGUGUUUGACGAGAUGAACUUUUUGCAGUCGGCCGUACACGUCCUUGGUGACAGACCAGGCUUGCUGCCGGCGCUGACGUGGAUUGUUCGCGACUUGUCUUCCAAGGACGUGAAAGCGGCGGUGCCCUCUGCCGACCCCGCGUCGGACAUCGAUCAGCAGUACCUCGAGGCGGUGCUGAAUCCAAAGUCGAGUCCGUUCACGUCGAGCCUGUCGUGGCAAAUCCUCACAUCCUUCUUCCCCAAGCGCAUCGGCGCCAUCCUGCCGCCAACUUCAAGCCCCGCCUACUCGAAGAAGGUUCUUCGCGUGCGCAAGAGCUUGGUCGAACCCAGCCACGUCAAGGAGGUGCGAGGGGUCGCCCUUCACGGCUCCAUCUUUUGCCACGUCAUGGCCCUGCUCUGUGCUAGCCCUAGCAACAUCACGUCCGAGGUGUGGGGGCCAAAAUGGGACGACGUGCUACGGUCAGACAUGCUGCACUUGGUCGAGGUCGCAUUUGACGUGUAUAAAAGUACGGUGGAUACAUCCAUCUGUCAUGAUGGCCACACAUCACCUCCACACCAUGACGACAGGAUCGAGUUUCCAUGCGACGAGGGGGACGUGAAAACUCUGCAUGUGGCGGGGAAAGCGGCGGCGCAACCGUUCUUGGCCAAAGCGGGCGCGUUGGGCGACGACCUGGCGGCUCUGGCCGCUCGUUUGUUUCACGAGUUGAGCGCUGCCCACGUGGCUAAAUGGAUGGACGAGAACGACCGGGCUUCGUCAGCCCAGUGCCUGUCGGUGCUUCAACGUCUGCACACGGACAUCGAGCACCUCAUCAAAGCCAAGCUGCAGCCCCAGGACGACAACAACCCCCUUCGCCUCGUCGACUUUAAGGCGAUUCUACGAGCAUACCAACACAGCGUGCAGAACAUGGUCGUCGAGUAUGCGUCCGAAGCCGUGGGGCCGCAAAAGAUGGCGGCGCUGAGUCAGUUUUUUUCGACGGUCGUCCCGCGCUUUAUCGAGUACUUGGUGCACCUGGGCGACCAAACCAUGCAUCGGCAGACGGCGCUGGUCGAGCAAGUGGUUGUGGACGGGGAAGCGACCCUGGCGGACGCUGUGCAGGCCAAGGCGGCAGCGAUGGAGGCGAUCAAGAGUUCACAGCGCCAAGUGCAGGCGAAACUCGUGGCCAACUUGCACCUGGAAACACGUAUCAAACAAGUGCUGCAAGACGCGGUGGACGAUGUCACAGAUUUGCAUGACCAGGCCAAGGUCCAAGGCGAGUCGCUGGAAACGCAAGCGUUCAACAACGUCCGCACCAUCGUCGCAUGCAUGCUGGUCGAAACUGUGACAGGGACAAUCGUAGGUCGAGCGGACGGCGGAGCGCGUGCUGGAGGUGAGCCAGGCGACCCAGGAAGACGAACGAGCGUUGGAAGGGUACCUGAUCAAACAAGGCGGCGGCGGGGUAUUUGGGCGCAAGAACUGGAAGCAGCGGUACUUUUUGCUGCACAAGAACAUCCUGUCGUACGCCAAGACCAAGGACGACUACGAGCGCGGCAAGAUCCUCAAGGAGUUUUCGAUCGUCGGCAGUGUGAUCAAGGACUCUGCAGACGCCGGCGAAGGGUUCGAAGUGUGGCCGCCGUCCACGGGCCAGGCAGUGUACGAUUACAAGCAAGGGCUGUUUGGGUCCGACCCGACGCUCGGCCGUCGCAAGGUAGAUGGCGACAGCGAGCGCAUCUUUUACCUGCGCGCGUCGACGAUGGAAGUCAAGGAGCAAUGGGUCGAACGUCUGCGCCGCGCGGUCAUACUGGCGACUCGUGCAAAGUAA
Molecule: messenger RNA, 2209 nt
Organism: Aphanomyces astaci
Lineage: Eukaryota; Oomycota; Saprolegniomycetes; Saprolegniales; Verrucalvaceae
Exons: 15
Molecular function (GO): GTP binding; GTPase activity
Source: RefSeq, a predicted model, not a curated record